Symsagittifera roscoffensis is the source of this 3015-nucleotide messenger RNA. RefSeq names its product insulin-like growth factor-binding protein complex acid labile subunit. Lineage: Eukaryota; Metazoa; Xenacoelomorpha; Acoela; Convolutidae. The coding region runs from base 559 to 2838 and encodes 759 amino acids. The transcript is spliced from 13 exons. The record is from RefSeq and is a predicted model, not a curated record. Gene Ontology annotation, molecular function: protein binding.
UAUUUAUCAACCAGUCUUGUUAUAACCAGCACUUUACUGUCAAGUACAGACGCAUCUGUAUUUUCACCAAAAUUGAAAAAGUCGCCCAAAUUUACCGGUUUAAUUUAACCCGGAUAACUAUUUGAUCCCUUAUUUUAUUGUUAUACCAAAUACAAAUUGGUCCAGAGUUAAUUGAGCCCAAGUUUUGAAACAACCAGUGUAUUGAAUCAAAUUUGUUGAUAUCGAUUCGCUCAUUUUAAUACCUUUUCAUGCAAAUGUUUCUACAUAAUUACGAGGACAGAUUUUUUCAUGAUUUGCUGGAAAUUUGAAAAAAAAAGAAAAAUGAAAAAUUUCAAUAUUUAUCUUGCAGCUGACUUUACACUGAAAGUUAUGCAAAUUUUGUUUCAUAUUUACUCAGAAAUUUGAUUCCCUUAAACUUAGAGAUUAAGUUGAAAUUUUUGAACUUCGAGAUUUCCUUGGGCAAUUACUUUUAUUGUAAUUGAGGCUAUUCGGAUUAACCUCUUCCCAUUUAUUAACAAAAACUUACUUUUUCAAGAGUUCAAUUGAAAACAGAACGUCAUGAAUUACUCCGCAGUAUUGUUUUUCUUCGCGGUCUUAGCCAAACUUGGAUCCAGUUUUUGCCCUCAGAAUUGCCAAUGCUCCGAGGCCAAAAAAGUGGUGGAAUGCCAGGGAAAAGAACUAAUUUCUUUUCCAACCCGAAUUCCAGAAUGGACCAAAUUUCUGAGCGUCGAGCAAACUUCAAUUUCGAAUCUCGAAGAGAACCAUCUUAAGCAGUUACCAGAAUUACUUAUAUUUAAGUUUCAGAAGCACAAAAACCUUCAAUUAGGGUCAAACUUAUUCAGAAACAACCCAAAGUUAACCAGUAUUUAUCUCAGAAGCAACGAAAUUAAAAAUUUGCAAAGGAGAAUGUUUGAAGGAUUGGCUAUAGAUACUCUCGAUUUGACCUCGAAUAAACUUUCCGAGUUUGAAAACUUCUAUUUGGAAGGCGUGAAAUCAGUGAAAAGAUUGUAUCUUCAGUCGAAUCAGUUGGUCAAAAUUGAAGAUGAUAGUUUGACCUUUGUGAACAAUUUGACCGAUCUGUAUUUGAACUACAACCGGUUAAAAAACGCCCCGGGUACUAGAACUGUGAAAGCGCAUGUUAGCGUUGAAGUUCUCGACAUGAGUGGAAAUCCAAUAAACUUCCUUGGUCCGAACUUCUUCGGUGGGUUCCCAAACGUGCGAUAUUUAUACCUCGAACACAUCGUCAACGACAGCAACUUAGCAGUUCACGAACGCGCUUUUGAAACAAACAGCCACAUUCAAAAAUUGGACCUUAGCAACAACUUCAUGCUCAGAAUUCCGUUUAAAAUAUUCGAAAACAACCGCGCCAUUCAAAUUCUAAACAUGAAUGGAAAUCGGUUGAGUGUUAUUCCGAAUUUGGAGUUUAUGAAAGAACUUCAGAGGGUUGACUUUUCGGAUAAUAAGUUGGAUGGGUUGGAAACGCUUAGUUUCAAGAGCAACAAGCUUCUUAAGGAAGCAAAGUUCCGCCAGAACCUGAUCGAAUCAAUUGACGUGGAUUUGUUCAGCAACCUCGCAUUUCUGUCCAAGCUGGAUCUGUCCCACAACAAAAUAGCCUCUCUGCCUCAACCAUUUCUGGACUCCCUCGGGGGGAGUUUAGCAACAUUCCAGUUUUCUUACGCGGGUGAAAAGUGGAACUGGCUGGACAACAACCCUCUGAAUUGUGACUGUGCUAUCAAACCACUGUUUGCAUAUGUGAACAGAAUUCCAGAUGCUGCAGUUGGGGUAACCUGUGAGUACCCCACCCCUCUGAAAGGAGUUUUGCUGGGUAAUUUGGACAAGUCAGUGUUGAAUUGUGUGGUGCCGAGGAUAACCUCAUUCUACCCGGAGACAUCACACGCCCAGAUGGUGGUCGGACAAGUUAUGGAGUUGCUGUGUGUGGCGGAAAGUGACAGUGCAGAAUAUGUACAUGUGGAAUGGAUCCUUCCGAGAGACAGACACUACAAAGUGCCUCAAGACAAAGACGGAGUCCUUCAAAUCGGACGCGUGACGACCAAAAAUGACGGGACUCUGUUGGUUUACAACGUGCAACCAGCCGAUUCGGGACAAUACACCUGUUUAGCCUACAAUCAGAAGGGCAAAUCAGAAAAGAGUGUCUCCAUAAAUGUGACUGAAUAUGUGAACGAACAAGACACCCAGCAGUUCCAGUGUGACAUAUGCGAGGACGACUGCACCAAGUACAAGAUAUCCGAAAUCAAAGUCGUCAACAUCGGGUAUGAGACGGCAACAAUUGACUGGAUGCCAACUGAACUGCGUCAGUCUGAGUACUACAUCAGCUACAGACAGUUCCUGGGCGACAGACCAAAUAGCCGAAGUCCAGCCAAGUCUAUCAAGAUCAACAAGAGUAACAACUACACCAUUAGUGGGUUGAACCCAAACACUGCCUAUAUUGUGUGUGUGCAGAUGGCAGGUCAGCCCUGUCAUGAGCUCAUCAGUUUUUCACACUGUGUCGACGUCACCACUUUGGGUGCCAACAAACUCGGCUCUUCCAUAGUUCUGAUCUUCAUCGGAUUCUGCACUGGGACCCUAUUCGGCUUAUGUGGCUGCAUCACCCUCAUAUUCAACAAGCGACAACACACACCCCCCACUAGGGCCAAAUACAAAAUGUGUCAGCUAGACGAAAAGCCAAACAACCGAACGAGUGGUGCAUUUGUGCACCAGACCGUAAACACUAACAGUGGUGAGAGAGUGCAAAGUUUCGACAUUGCGCACGCACAGUCUGCUGGUGAUAUAAUGUAUCCAGAUAUUUACACUGGUACAGUUCGCUCCAAAAGGUUUUGAAACAAAAGUUCACAGAAAAUAGACCUUGAUUGAACUUAACAGCUUUAAUGCAAUAAAUUAUGAGGAUUUUCUAUUUUGACGAUUAGUGUUUCACGUUGUAAAUGCAAUGAUACUUUUUUGAAAACUUUUAAUAUAUAUUUUAGAAUUGUACAUAAAAUUUGAAAACAAAAUAACUAA